AUGGAUGACCACGAUGGUGACAGGGCCACCUGUGGGCUGGUGAGGGGUUUAAAGAGACAGUCUGCAGCUCCAACAGGAGCCCCGGCUAUUGUCUCCUCACCUGAGAGCAGGGACCACCCAGACCAACAUCCAUACAUCCAUCCUAUCCGGUCCCACUCUAUCCCUGCAUCCCCCUUGCCUUCAGCACUGCAGCUCUCUCCCGGGACCUGGGCAUCCCAAGCUGAGUCCUGUAUCCCUUCUCUAUGGAGGCUUUUCCAAGCAGGGAUGCCUCCUGGCAAAGGGCAGAUGAUCCCGCUGCUGCCCACCCCAAAGGCCACGGCACCCCCCUCACGCAGCACCCAUGGCCCCGCAGCAGGGGGCCACACUCAGCCCCCCGAGGGUCGCAGUAAGAAGAAGAGCCGUAAGCACCAGCGGUUCAUGGAGCGCCGGACACUGCUGGAGCAGAAGGGGCUGCUGAGCCCCCCCAAGCGCCCGGGCAGCCAGACCCCGAUGUCAGGGCUGGAGGUAUGCAGCACGCUCACCAAGGUGGAUGGCACCACAGCAGCGCACUGUGGGAAGGUCCCCAAGCCAGAAGAGGCUGUCUCCACAUCCCUGUCCCCAUCCGCCUCUCCGGACAGCAUAGCCAGGCACCACUCCGUGCUGCUGUCCCAGGGGAAUGGCAGCUCCAAGAGGGUGCGGACGUCCUCCCCGCUCCUGCGGCCGAGCAAGUACGUGGCCAUCGACUGUGAGAUGGUGGGUACCGGUCCUCAGGGCAGGCUGAGCGAGCUGGCGCGGUGCUCUGUGGUGAACUACCAGGGGGAUGUGAUCUAUGACAAGUACGUCCAGCCCGAGCUCCCCGUCGUGGAUUACCGGACGCGCUGGAGCGGCAUCACCAAGCAGCACAUGAAGAGAGCGAUUCCCUUCAAGGCUGCUCAGGCAGAGAUCCUGAAGAUCUUGAAAGACAAGGUUGUGGUAGGACACGCCAUCCACAAUGACUUCCAAGCCCUGAAGUACUUCCACCCCAAAGACAGGACCCGGGACACCAGCCGGAUCCCAGUGCUGAACGAGAGGGCAGGGUUCCCCGGCAGGGCCAAUGUCUCACUCAAGACCUUGGCCAGGCACCUGCUCCACAAAAAGAUCCAGGUUGACUGCAGAGGGCACUCGUCAGUGGAGGAUGCUCAGACAGCCAUGGAGCUGUACAGACUGGUGGAGGUGCAAUGGGAGACGGAGCUGGCCCGUAGCCUGCCCCCCCGGCCCCCCAGCCCCAUCACAGACCCCACCGCAGACAGCAGCCAGUACAUGGAUGACCAGUACUGGCCCACAGACCUGAUGGAAAGCAGCUUAUGAGGGACAGCACCUCCUCCACGUCGUUCAGGCCAUGCUGGUGCCUAUUGACGGUAGAGGUGGCUGCUGAUCUCCUUCCCUGGGGCUUGUGCCCCAUGGGCUCUGCCUGGUACCCAUCUCUACACAGGGGGGGUCAGACACCCCCAGCCCUGCCCUGGGACAGAGAAACAGUGACACUUGGACACCAGCAACUCUCAAGAGCACUGAGGCCUCUUACUGUGGCUGUGCUGUGUUCAUCUGGCACUUGGUGCUCUGGGAUUAGCAGGGUCCUGGUGUGAGCCUGGAGGAGCCCCCAUGGGCAUGCAGUGGCUGCAGUGGUGGCUGUGGCUGCCAGGGCACCUGCUAUGCCCUCUGGGAAGGGGAUACUCCAUGGUGGGCAAGUCUUCCUGUGGGAGGACUGAGGUGCCUUGCUGAUGCCCAAAGGCUGCAAACCACUCGGAGCCAGUUUCCUCCUCACCUUUUUGCACAGUGAAGCCUGAAAAGUCUGGGUCUGAUCCAGCCUGGACAAGAGGAUAGGAUGCACUUCAUUUAAAUGGACUGUUCAUGUAAUUGUCCAGUUCUGAAUAAAAAACUGGUCUUGCUAAA
Messenger RNA from Neopsephotus bourkii (Bourke's parrot), 1908 nucleotides. RefSeq names its product apoptosis enhancing nuclease (gene AEN). The transcript has 4 exons. Gene Ontology annotation, molecular function: 3'-5'-RNA exonuclease activity; nucleic acid binding. NCBI's taxonomy places the organism in Eukaryota, Metazoa, Chordata, Aves, Psittaciformes, Psittacidae. The record is from RefSeq and is a predicted model, not a curated record. Gene Ontology annotation, cellular component: nucleus. The coding region runs from base 1 to 1326 and encodes 441 amino acids.